UUUGCCCAUGUAGACGGGCCCAUGGGGCUGCUAAGCCGGUCCAGCCCAAAAGAUGCACAGGCAGUUUCUCCAAAGAAGGUUGAUCUCGAAUCCGGUGAUUUUGCGUGUGCUAUGACUGGUGAUGCAGGCCGAGGCGUGACUGAGGAAGCUGUCGAACUCCAAGAGCCUGAACAAAAUGUAGGUGGUGAAGGAGAUGCUGCCAAAGGAACUGUUGUGAGCAAAAGGAAGGCCGUGCUCAGGAUGCCUACGCUGUUUGGAAAGGCAGAGGAUGGCCCAGAAGAAAUGAAGGAGCCCAUGGAAAGAAUGCGAUGGUGGGAGCUUACGUUUUCGAUUAGAGGCUUUGAGAAUGUUACAGUGGACACGCUGAAAUUGUUCUGGACGGUCUCCCUGGGAAGUGACAACCCGAAAAAGCACCGAAAUCGAGUCCGGUUGCAGACAAAGUUCACUCCGAUCUUCACGCUGGAGAAAGGCAAAGUCUUUACUGCAGACAACCCAAUCGUGUUAUACGAGCGCAAGACCUUUGCCUUAUGCUACAAGGAGCUUGAGAAGCAUGUCGUCAAAGUUGACAUGUGGCGCGUCUCUUGUUGGACCUUCAAUGAGUACUAUGGCGUCAAGAAGCAAAAGCUCUCUCAAAUUGCGAACCGCGAUCCAAACAUGGAACUCCGGAUCCUGCGGAAGCUCUCAAGAAAGCAGUUGGCCGACAAGAAGAAAGCCAAGUCUGUCGCGGAUGUAGCGCUCUAUCGUUGCACGGUGAAUCUUGAGGAAAUCUUUGACUUUGAUUUGUUUUGUGAGAAUUGGACACUGGAGCUUGGCCGGGCUAGCCCGGAGUUCAAACAAAUGAAGGAAGAACGGAAGCGGCUGACGUUCACCGUGCCCCGGGACCGCCGAACUCUGCCGGGUCAUCGGCGCUAUCUUGGGAGGGGAGCGGCUUCGCAGACAGUUGAAUGGAAUCAGCAAGACGGACGAUUCUUCUGGCCAAACUGUGGAAAGUUUGUUUUCCGUGGAACGCGGACUCAUUUGCAGAAUUCAUACUUCAUUGUCUCCGUCCUGACGGGCAAACCGCCAGCCUUUCUAGCCAACAACGCGACUAUCGCCAAGAUGGAGAAACAUGCCCCGGCGCCACACAGAGUGCUGGGCCGCUGCUUGCUGAACCUGACAUCUGUGUUGGACAUGUCGGUCUUUCAGGGCAAAGUCAAGCGGUUCACUCCAGAUUAUGAAAGAUACAUUGUUGGCGACAUCAACGGCAAUGUGAAAUGCAUCCUGCGCUCGAAGGGCAUGAAGGAGCCCGAGCUGGACUUUCGCACCAAUCGUCCAGAGCAGCUCAAGACUGCAACUACAGUCUCCCACUUGAACCCGUACGAACGCCAUUUGGUGGUCCGUGUCAAGAAAUGCGAAGCCCUACCGGUUGCAGACUUUGAUACUGGAAGCUCUGACCCAUACCUGAGAUGCACUUGGGACAACAUGGUCAUGCUGUCGCCUGUAGUGAAGCAAUCCUUGCGCCCGGUCUUCAACCAGAGCUUCUAUUUUCCGGUGAGGGUGGUCUUCCCCGAGCUCCGCAUGGGUUCAAAGGCUGAAAAGAAGUAUCAAGACAGCAUUUUAAAGUACGAGCUGACCAGCAAAGGCCAUAUUCAGAUACAGGUGUGGGACGAUGAUGUGACAUCCGCUGACUGCCUGGGUGGGUGCCAAGUCACACUGGGAGAUAUUCUCAAUGUACGAGCAACGCAGAAACGAACCCUGUUGGGUCCCUUGGCGGCUGAGAAGAAAGAUGAUGAGGAUGAGAAUGAGUUCGAGGCAAAGCAAGAAAAACACAAUCAGUGGUAUGAAGAGCCCAGAUCGGUGCGUGUCUAUGAUGGCAGCAAGACCGCGCUUGGCCAAUCAGCUUUGGCGAACAAGGAUGCUGCGCUGAUUCACUUUGAAGCUUAUUUCUACCCGGACUGGGCUGAAACUCUGAGAUUUGAGGAUGAAGUGCAGGAGGUCGACGCUGAAUCGGUUUGGGCCAAGAAGGAAGAGGAGUGGAAUUCUCGGAACAUGCAGAAGGCUGAAGACUAUGCGCUGCCAUUUCCGGAUUCCAUAGGCGCCAAGAAGCCAAAAGAGGAGAACAUGAUGCAGACGGCAGAUUCUUUGAGACGAUUUCCUUGCAUUGGCUUGCAUCCUUUGACAAGGAUAGAGACUCCUUUGAUGGCAUUCGUGUCCCCCAUUAUCAUUCCAGAGGAGUGGAGUUUUCCGGCAAAGCUGUUGGAAUGGGUACAUUGCUUGUCUUUUGAGAUUACUCAGCGUCAAGCUCGCAUUGGUCUAAUUCCAAGUGACGGCUGGAAAGACCCUGAGUAUGUUCUUGCCAGACGAAAGGGAGCUCCUCAAGAUCAUUCAGUCUUGCUGUGCUCCCUCCUGCUGGGUUGCAAAGAAGACGCGUAUGUGGUGAAAGGCACCGUAUACUCAAAAGAUCCGCUGGCAACUAUGGAGAAGUCAGAUCAACUGAUUGAGCAUACAUGGGUUAUGACACGCAAAAAUGGAUGGGUCACCUUUUGGGAGCCUUGCAGCAGACAGAUUUUUCACCUUCCUAAUCGAUACAAUCCAAGAAAGGUCAAGAAGAAGAAGCUGGAACAACUCGCUGUGAAGGAAGAAAAAGAGGAAGAAGAACACGAUGACGAUGCCGACAUAGAACGCCAGCAGUGGGAAGGAGAGGCUGAAGAUUGCAGAGUGCAUUUGGAAGAGAUGGAAAGCUUGCCAACUGUAGGGCGUAUGCCAAAGCCAAAGACAAGAUCGGACAAGGCAAAGAAAAAAGACGAAGAGCCGGGCCGUGAACGCCUGAAGCGUGAGCUCAUCGAGCAGCGUGAGGGUCUGCCAAUUGCCCCAAAGAGGAAGAUGCUGCAGGAAGAGCAGCUAGUGACGUGGCUGCCGUACGAUUCCAUCGAGGUGGUUUUCAAUGACAAGAAUGUGUGGGCUAACCGGCAAAACCACCACCCAGCGUGCAUUGCCUACGACUUGGAUGAUGAUGAGAGUGCAAAUGAGCCAGCCUGGGAAAGGUUCCUCCAUGCUCAAGAUGAAGAGAGGACACUUCAUUUCCAAGCAAUUUGCCCAAAUGUAUCAGUCCAACCUGAGCUGAAGCCUUCAAUCAUCGACGAGCUUCAAGACGACUUGCGUACGGAGAUGAUGCAGAACUUGCAGCUAUACCGGGGUAAAAAGGGAAUGGACACCAUGUUUGACCACAAUGAGGAGCUGAUGCAGCAGCUCCGAAUAUUCCUCGAUAUUCACGAGCUUUGGCGCCAGAUUGAUCCAGAUGGGCCCACGGCACAAAGGGUGCUCGAGGAGUACAAAGCGCUUCCGAAGGACAUGCCGCGAGAUCAGAUGACCGGGCAGCAAAAGUUUCAUCGAUUUGUUGGCUGUCGCCUUAGUCACCAAAGCGAGCUCAUCAAAAGGUCAAUUUUUUGUCAAGAGUUUUUACAUGAAAAAGAUGGGGAAAGAUGGCAGACAUCCUGUAGAAUUGCAGAAACUUCUGUCUACCGCACCGAGCACUUAAAGGCGCACCAGAAGAUGUUCGCUAAGUGUUUGUGUGGUUUCAUAGUCUUUGUGUGCUAAUCCAAUACACAGAUGGAAGGACAGCUAUUUGGUUUGCAGUUUGCAGCGGCUGUGUUCUUGAGAAAGCUGACUGGUUAGAUGGCGGUCUUCAUUUUCUUUUUCUGCACUCAUGCAACUCAGUCUUGGCGGGCGCCAACUCGGGGGCUUUCGCAUUGCUUGGAGAGGUUGCGCCACAGGAGUUAGAUUGCUUUGAGCGCCAGCAGAUGGCGAAGGCAGUUGAUGCCAACCAGCUUUCCAGGUCUACCGCUGUGCAACGAAACCUUGACACCCCUGUGCUUCAUACAGCAGCAGAGAAUAAAGAAUGUUUUGUGCCGCGCGAGGUCGUGUUUGAAGUUGAUUUGUGCCGAGAAAUCUGUUUUCCAAGGGCGCAACAGGGUGGAUUUGGAGGCCGCAGGUAGCAGUCUGUGCUUUGAAGAUUAGGGUUUGACAGUGCCCUCAUACUCGGCAACUGCUUACCAGCACUUGCAGCUUUUGUGGUGGAAGAGUGAUGGAUCUGUCUGCGUCACUUGAUGGGGCGUUUGAAAACGCGAAGUAGCUGCUCAAGCAGCUGGCAGAGCAGCGAGCCGACAAUGAAGCGCCCAGCCAGAAAGCGAGGGGUUGGUUAGUGCUUCUUGUUCCAAGAGGGUCGGUCUUUGCACUUGCUCCGGGUGUAGCCCAAAACAGCGCUUGACUAGCCCAGGAGUCGUGGCCAAAUGAUCUCGCUUCAGAUUGUCCGCAAGAGUGUUUAGACAGACAAGCGGCAGACGGUAGUGUGGCGCAGCAGCCCUCAGCAGGCCUUGGACGUGCCUUUGUCUGAUGACUGAUGCAGGGGAGGCCUGUGUUCGACAGCCGGUUGGUUGUGGCCACGUGUAAGCGCGGAUUUCUUCCAGCCACUGCGGAAAGUUGUAUGCAGUAUGUGGCUUUCUUGCGCAUUCGCCGGGCGGUUCUUCCAUUCUCCAGCUGACAGAAUCUCGCUUGACUAGUGAACGUAUAAUUUGAUAUAAUUUGUAUUAAGAAAACCACUUAGGCUAUCUCUGGUGUUUUUUCCACAUAGUUAAAAACAACAAGAAACUAAAAAAACAAAAGCAACAAAUCCUAAAAGCAAAAGAACACAAAUGAAAACGCAAAAAACA
Messenger RNA from Durusdinium trenchii, 4688 nucleotides. The record is from the annotation of a GenBank genome assembly. Lineage: Eukaryota; Dinophyceae; Suessiales; Symbiodiniaceae.